Rhagoletis pomonella (apple maggot) is the source of this 1405-nucleotide messenger RNA. RefSeq names its product inosine-uridine preferring nucleoside hydrolase-like. The transcript is spliced from 5 exons. The record is from RefSeq and is a predicted model, not a curated record. NCBI's taxonomy places the organism in Eukaryota, Metazoa, Arthropoda, Insecta, Diptera, Tephritidae. Gene Ontology annotation, molecular function: hydrolase activity, hydrolyzing N-glycosyl compounds. Bases 91 to 1113 code for a protein of 340 amino acids.
AUAUGUAAUUGAAAAAACAAUACCAAAUACUAGAAGCUUCAAUCAAGUUCUCAAUUUUGUGUAACUUAGCAGCAAGAACAGUUCAUAAUAAUGGGAAGGUAUGUAGUAUACGAUUGUGAUGUUGGCAACGACGAUGCAUGGGGCCUAAUGAUGCUGAUUAAAGCUGAAGAGUCAUUCAAAAGGCGUACCGAUUUAGCCAGUGCAUCAAAAAAGUUUGAAAUAAUUGGUGUCACAUGCGUCCAAGGAAACACUGCAGUAGAUUAUGCAGUGAUAAACACACUCAGAGUGCUGGAUGCAGUCAAUAGAAAUGAUAUUCCAGUUUACAAGGGUUGCAGUAAUCUUAUAAAACCGCGACCCUGGGAGAAUCCCAAAUAUUUUGUUGGAAAGGAUGGCUUUGGAGAUUUGGAACACGAGAAGUCAGUUGAUCUGAAUUUAGUACGCCCGGAACAUGCGGUAAAUGCAAUGUACGAUUUUGUCUGCAAGCAUCCUAAAAUGGUGGACUUCUUGUUGGUGGGGCCACUAACUAAUUUUGCUAUGUGCAUCAGCAUGUAUGGCUCUAAGUUUUUGGACAAUGUUGGAAAAAUACUUAUCAUGGGGGGCAAUUAUCGAGGCAAAGGGAAUACUACGAAAAGUGCCGAAUUCAAUUUUAUGCUGGACCCAGAAGCUGCGCACAUUGUACUAGCCAAUGUUAAAACACCGUUAACUAUUCUACCUUGGGAGGCAUGUGACGAUGGAGCUUCCCACAUUACUCUUGAUUGGCGCCUAAACGUUCUUGGAACAAUAGAAAGUCCCUUCGUCGAAUUAUUAAAUCGCGUGGAACGCGCUUUGCUUAUACCGAGAGGCGCCAAACGUUGGCUGGUUUGUGAUGCAUUGGCCGUCGCCGCUUAUCUAUUCCCACAUUUGGUGGUGACUGAUACUCAGCUGCAUCAUGCAGACGUGGAACUUGCUGGCGUGCAUACACGUGGACAGAUGGUCAUAGAUCAUUUGAAUAGAGAGCAGAAGAAUGCGAACAUUAUUACAGAGAUAAAUGUUGACCACUACCAAAAAAUCAUUGCUUGGACAGCUGGAUUGAGGGGCAUUCAUAUGGAAUGCGAAUUGGGGAAAUCGCAUUGAAAUUAAAUCUCGAAUAUGUUAUUGGAUUUCAACCUUAAUAUUAAUUAAUACUAGUGUAAAGUUGAGUGUAAAUUUAGUAAAUUCCCUGCAGUGAAACCCCCAACUAGUCAGGAAAAAUACUAGUUUACAACUAGAAUUUCCUGACUGAUACCGACCUAGUUCGAAAAUGGCCAGAUUUGUUUUAAGUAUAAAACGAUUUAUUCAUGCCCGGUUUUAUUUGACUUCGACAGUUUAAUACAAUAAAGUACUCAAAAUAUUAUAACUUUUAUUUGGGUGUAUUGUAAACCAUUAA